This is a messenger RNA of Fusarium poae, 1278 nucleotides long. RefSeq lists its product as uncharacterized. Bases 1 to 1278 code for a protein of 425 amino acids. Gene Ontology annotation, molecular function: oxidoreductase activity. The record is from RefSeq and is a predicted model, not a curated record. The transcript is spliced from 4 exons. NCBI's taxonomy places the organism in Eukaryota, Fungi, Ascomycota, Sordariomycetes, Hypocreales, Nectriaceae. Gene Ontology annotation, biological process: lipid metabolic process.
AUGGCCACCAGACAGCGAACUGCCACCACAGUUAUGGUCGAGAAGGACCUGCCAAAGGUCACUCACGAGGCCACUUCUCAACCUCAAUUCCCCGACAUCAAGACCAUCAAGGAUGCCAUCCCCGCCCACUGCUUCCAACCUUCACUUACCACCUCCUACUACUAUACCAUCCGCGACUUCGCUAUUAUCGGCACCCUUGCCUGGGCUGCCCUUACCUAUAUCACCGGCAUUAAGGACCAAUACCUCCGUAUCGCCGUCUGGAUGGCCUAUGGCUUCCUCCAGGGUCUUUUCUGCACCGGAAUCUGGAUUCUCGGUCAUGAGUGCGGCCACGGUGCUUUCUCUACCUAUAGCAAGCUCAAUAAUAUAACCGGCUGGUUCCUACACUCAUUCCUUAUGGUCCCCUAUUUUAGCUGGAAGUACUCUCACUCCCGUCACCACCGUUUCACUGGCCAUAUAGACCUCGAUAUGGCCUUUGUCCCCCGCUCUAAGCCUAAGGCUUCUCUAUCCUUCUAUAUCGCUGGCAUAGAUGUUGCUGAGCUGAUCGAGGAUACCCCUAUUGCCCAAGCCGUCAAGCUCGUCUUCCACCAGCUCUUCGGAUGGCAGGUAUAUACCUUCUUUAAUGCCAGCGCUGGUAAGGGCAGUAAGCAACGGGAGCCUAAAAGUACUUUCGCCAAAUGGCUCUGCGUUAGCCACUUCGAUCCCAUGAGCGCUGUCUUCCGUCCCGCCGAGGCUCCCUUUAUCAUUAUCAGCGAUAUUGGUCUCGGUCUCACUCUAACUGUUCUAUACUUUGCUUCCCAGAAGGUUGGCGUUUCUACCGUUCUCUUCCUCUACCUCGUUCCCUACCUCUGGGUCCAUCACUGGCUCGUCGCUAUCACUUACCUCCACCAUCAUCACACUGAGCUCCCCCAUUAUACCGCUGAAGGCUGGACCUACGUUAAGGGUGCUCUUGCUACUGUUGACCGCGAGUUCGGCUUUAUUGGCAAGCACAUUUUCCACGGUAUCAUUGAGAAGCAUGUCAUUCACCACCUGUUCCCUAAGAUCCCUUUCUAUAAGGCUGAUGAGGCCACUGAGGCCAUCAAGCCCGUUAUCGGCGACCACUAUUGCCACGACGACCGUAACUUCCUGGGUCAGCUCUGGAGCAUCUUUGGUAGCCUUGACUACGUCGAGCACGACCCCACCAUUCCCGGUGCCAUGCGCUGGGCCAAGAAGAAGAUAUCUGAGCAAGGAAUCGACGGAAGCGAUGCUGUGCUAUGUGACGAUAGAAUACACAUUGGAUAG